Molecule: messenger RNA, 4667 nt
Organism: Aquila chrysaetos chrysaetos
Lineage: Eukaryota; Metazoa; Chordata; Aves; Accipitriformes; Accipitridae
Gene: SLC39A3
Product: solute carrier family 39 member 3
Exons: 4
Coding region: 1187-2134 (315 amino acids)
Biological process (GO): zinc ion transmembrane transport
Cellular component (GO): plasma membrane
Molecular function (GO): zinc ion transmembrane transporter activity
Source: RefSeq, a predicted model, not a curated record
UCUUUCCUGCUGAAAUGCUCCCCCUGUGUAUUUCUGCAGGACAGAAAUAGGAAAUCUUUCUUUCCAUUUCUGCUUCCCCUACUCCCUUUAAGUUCUCUCUGGCUGUUUUUUGUAACCUAACAAAAGGUGAAGUUUCAGACUGUGGGACAGUGUGGAAAGAAAGAGUUCAAGAAUUGUCCAAAAGGAGGAAACUGCAGGGAUUUUUUUUUCUUCCCUUUUCAGAUCAUUUUGGUGCUGUUUUCUCUCCUUACCCUGCUUGUUCUUUUGUAGCUAUAGAUCUAUCUCCUCAAGCCUCUCGUUGUUUUUCUUUUUAUACCACCGAGUCCAAGGAGCAGCUCUCCAGGGGGAAGCUCUCCUGCUCUGGUAAGGAUCUGGCCGGUCCUUGAUGGAGGAGGACUGGCGUUUUGGUGGCUGCAGCUCUGGGUAUGGCUUGCCCCGCUGUGCCUGUGGCUGAACUCGAAGCGGGGAGCUGGCAGCCUGCUUGAGGCAGAGAGGGUUUCCUUCUGAACUCCCACAUCUCCUAACUUUGCUGACAGCAAGAAAACGUGAUAUUUUUUUAGGUUCGCUUCUGCUCUCCCUGGGGCCUUCUGCGCUAUUCUAACUGAAUUGAUGUGUUUCUUUAACUAAAAGCAGCCGAAAACCUGCAGGAAUAGGGAAUGUAGCGGCCGUGGGUCUCCUCUGCCGGUUUGGCCGCCUCCCUCGCAGCCGUCCCGGGACAGCUCCGCGGGCCCGCCGGUGCCCCGGAACCCGCCGUCCCGUUCCGUGUUUCCCGCGGGCGUUAUUCGGCGGCUCCCCGCAAACGCCGAGACACCGCCAAGCGUGGGCGGGCUGAAGGGCGGCUCUCGCGGCCAAUGGGCAAGCCGGACUUCCCGUCGCGGCCAAUGGGAGGGCGUCGUGGGCGGGAGCACGUUGCGGAGGCUGCCUGGACGGGGGCGCGAGCGGGAGCCGGCGCAAGUUUUCAGGCUGGUGAAAUAGUCCAGACGUUGGUGGCGCUGGCUUCUGAACGCUGGGCUGUCAGAAAGAGCAGGCGAGGAGAAACACAAGGUACUGAGCCCAGGAGUACCUUUCCCUUGAGGUCUGUCUGUGCCGUCACCUGCUGAUGUGCCUGCUCUAACAGCGGCCAGAGGGACCCCCACCAGGUGCUGUCCACAGGGCCCUUGGCAGCGAGCGUUCACCAGGAAGCACGAUGAAGAUCAUGGUUGCCAAAGUGCUGUGUCUGCUGGGCAUCUGUGUCCUCAUGCUGGCUGGGUCCCUCCUCCCCGUCAAGAUAAUUGAGGCUGAUUAUGAGAAAGCUCAUCGCUCCAAGAAGGUCCUUGCCCUCUGCAAUUCUUUUGGAGGAGGGGUCUUCCUGGCCACCUGCUUCAAUGCCUUGCUGCCUGCCGUCAGAGAAAAGCUUGAUGAAGUUCUCAGGCAGGGGAACGUGACCACAGACUACCCGGUGGCUGAGACCAUCAUGAUGGUUGGCUUCUUUGUGACGGUCUUUGUGGAGCAGCUCAUCUUGACCUUCCAGAAGGAAAAGCCCUCCUUCAUUGACUUAGAGACCUUCAAUGCCGGUUCGGAUGUUGGGAGUGACUCUGAAUACGAGAGUCCCUUCAUUGCAUCUUCCCGAGGGCGCACAUUGUACAGUGAACAUGGUCACCACUCCCACAGCCACGGCCUGAAUAUCCAGGAGCUCUCCCGCUCCAGCCCCUUACGGCUCAUCGGGCUGGUGUUUGCUUUGUGUACGCAUUCUAUCUUUGAGGGACUGGCCCUGGGCUUGCAGGAGGAGGGCGGCAAAGUCAUGAGCUUGUUCCUCGGAGUUGCAAUUCACGAGACGCUGGUAGCGGUGGCAUUGGGCAUCAGCAUGGCCAAGACCUCGUUGCCACUGAAGGAUGCUGUGAAGAUGGCUGUGACGGUGAGCCUGAUGAUUCCUCUGGGCAUUAGCAUUGGGAUGGGGAUUGAAAGCACCCAAAAUGCAGCCAGCAACAUUACUUCCCUGCUCCUGCAAGGCAUUGCAGGGGGCACUUUCCUGUUCAUCACCUUCUUUGAGAUCCUUGCAAAGGAGUUGGAAGACAAGAACGACCGUCUCUUGAAGGUUCUCUUUCUGGUGCUGGGCUACACAGCUCUGGCUGGGCUCGUCUUCUUCAAGUGGUGAGCAUGGGAGCGAUGGAAAGCAAACCUCACCUCCUUCCCUUGCAAAUGGCACCAGAGAUGAGCCUCCUCUUCAGCCAAGCGGGACACUGAAGCUCAACAGCCAAGUGAAACAUCACAGUCCAGCACUAUUUCCAUAUUGACCUGAAGGAGAACUUCUUCCUUUGUGCUCAGAGGGAGAUAAAAAUGAGGAGUGUCCCAGUGUAGGUGUCACAAGGUAUUGUCCCUGCCCGUUGGAUCUGCUGGUGCAGCAGCUUGUGCGGAGAUUAGUCAACACAAAACAUUAAGAAUCUGGUUCUAAGGCUGCCUUCAAAGAGCUCAUCAAGCAUGUGGCUUUCUGUUAAUCUGCACAGCCAGCCCCCUCCCUCCUUCCCCUCACACUCAUUGCAGAAGCUAUGGCUGAGAGCCUGCUUCCUUGGCUCUCAGGCUCUGAGAAGGUGAGAAACAAUAGCAGAAAUAAAGUUGAAAGCAGGUGGGAUCACGGAUUGCACAGCUGCACUAAGCUGCUUUUGCUAGCUUAGUUUUGAGCAAAACCUGGUUGUAAUAGCUGCCAAAAAUAACAUCCCUUCUGGGGCUGCUCGGUGUGCCUGGUGCCACUGCUCCCUCCGAGCAGAGCUUCCAUUUUAACCCAUGAGUGGCUCUGGGAGCUUUUGUUUCUCAGAGUGAUUAAUGGAAGAAAUGAGGCUGGGCCAUGCCCCUGUCCCAUGCUUCGUUCUCAGCAUCUCAUCCAUAUGUUGAGCAUUCCCUAAAGAAAACCUCCAGCAGUGUGUUAAAGUAUUGUUUGAAAAUCCUCGUGGCCCUGUCUGCAGGCCCUCUCACAGCAGUUGCGGAGUCCGGGAUCCAUUAGUUUGUAAGAAACGGGCAGCAGCAAUUUUCAGCAUUAAUAUUUUAGGGCAAGUGCUUGUGUUUAAAUGGUCUGCAGUGAAAUGGGUUUAGCAGUCACCAUCAAACACGUCUUUGGGGCUGCUCCCAGAGCCUCUGCUCUCGCUGUCAGCAGGCUCACGUGGCUGUACUGCGCUACAGAGGCUUUGCAGGGCGUUUUGUUGGUGUUUUCAAAGGAGAGAAAUCUCUUCCCUGGGGGUUUGUGAGGUUGUGGAAGGGCUGAUUAGAGGCGCUUGCAAUCUGACUGCACAUGAGCAGAUCUUUCUGUCUCUCCAGAGUGCAGCCCCAGGGGAAGCUCAGCCUGCUGUGGAUCCUGUCGUGAUCCUUUGGAUUUGCCCUCCUAGGCGAGGAGCUCGGAUCAGAGGCUGGAGCUGGGAACCUCCUGUGGCUGUAACACAAGAGAGCGGCUCCCGCUCUGCAGCCCGGCAGGGUAAUGCAGCCAGGCUCCUUGCUGGCCUCUCGCGGGGGAUGCAUUUUAAUUAGAUGUAGCCUUCGCUUCUGCAGCGGCUUCUGCAGGCAAAGCAAAGCUUUUAGAAGUGCUGAUGGAAUUAUAACGAUGUAGAGCGGGCUUAGCUGUGGCGCAGUCCCUGUUAUCAUGAUCCAAGUGGGAAGAAGGAUGGGUGAGACUGUGAAGCAGCAUCUUGGAGCCAGUGGUUGGCACAGCUGCAGCAUAUGGAGGCUGAUGAGGAUCAUCUGACAGUUCCUGGUGCUUGCUAUUUUAAUUGCUGCAACAUACCAAAGUCAAUUAAUCUUGCUUUGAAAAACCUGGAGUGGAAGGGGGGAGGGAGGGUUAUUUUAGGCCUCAGAUGACACAAAUUAGCAGGGCCUGAUGAGAAUGUAAUUUGCCUUGACGUGGUAAACCUCUGUGUGUUAUUUCACUUCUCGCAGGCAACUCAUGCAGGGCAGCAUCAUUCCCAUCGGGUGUUUCUCUGUGCUGGUGGUUGUCCCGGGCCAGUGGGCCAAGGGGGGAGAUGUGAGGUGUGAUGCUGGGUUGGGGGGCACAGCGCCAAGUGUCCCUUCUCAAGCACAACCAUGGGGUUCCUGCUUCUGCCUCUGAAUUUCUGCAGCUCAUGCUUUUCUUAUGGUUUGUUUCUCCCCCCUGUAUCUAAGCAAAUGCGAGUAUGGUUUUGGUGAAGGCAGGGCCCUGAGGUCAUGGUGUAUCCUAGUGCCCUGUUCCUGCAUCUCAUCUUCCUCAUCCUUCCUCCCACCUGGCCCCAUCUGCACUCCAGGGGCUGAUGUACUAAAGCCAAGACAAGCUGUUCAUGGGAGGAGAUUUCUUAACCAGUGCCCAAGAGAUGAGCAGGGAUCCCCUAACGCAAGCAGGGAUGGGUGACCCCCCCCCCCCCCCCCCCGAGGUCCUUGGGUCUGGGGGAAGCGUGACAGCGGGGGGAAGGGGCUGGAGCCUCCAUCUUAUACCCUUUCUUCUGGUGGAAUCUGGGCUCAGGGCUGGCCGGGGGAGCAGGAUUGGGGGGUUGUGAAGUGUUGUGAGCUGCUGAGCUGUCAACCCUCUUCCUGCCACCCUGGGGGUGCUCCUCCAUGCCUGGGGGGGGGGGUUAUUCACCUGUGAGGGGCAAAGUCCAGUGCUCCUGGGUUGGUUUAGGAGUGGAGAAGGACAAGUCCCAUCUGCUGCUCCCAAUAAAGGCUCUGGCCUUCUC